Messenger RNA from Egretta garzetta (little egret), 3653 nucleotides. It is a transcript of the gene FEM1C, whose product is annotated as fem-1 homolog C. The record is from RefSeq and is a predicted model, not a curated record. NCBI's taxonomy places the organism in Eukaryota, Metazoa, Chordata, Aves, Pelecaniformes, Ardeidae. Gene Ontology annotation, molecular function: protein binding.
AUAACGAGCACAGCCUGUGCUUUGUCAGAACCCUGUUCAGAGUCUCCAUGUUGUCCCGUCCAGAUGAAACUGAUCUGAGAAGAAGCUGGGGGCAUUCUGUUUGGGCUGUGCACUUCCAGUAAGCUUUUGGCUCUGAAAAAGGCAGACGUGUACCCUUCAAGAACCAGAGAGGUACAGACUAAAUGGAUCUAAAGACAGCAGUGUUCAAUGCAGCUCGUGAUGGCAAGCUGCGGCUUCUUUCCAAGUUAUUGGCAAGCAAAACAAGAGAAGAGGUAGCCCUGCUGAUGUCAGAGAAAACCAAUGGUGCCACACCACUUCUGAUGGCAGCCCGUUACGGUCACCUUGACAUGGUGGAAUACUUGUUGGACCAUUGCUCUGCAUCAAUAGAAGUUGGUGGUUCGGUGAAUUUUGACGGUGAAACCAUUGAGGGGGCCCCGCCGUUAUGGGCAGCAUCGGCGGGGGGGGCCCCUGAAGUUCUGUUAGAUCAUGGUGCAUCUGUCAACAAUACAACUCUGACAAAUUCAACACCGCUUAGAGCUGCCUGUUUCGAUGGUCACCUGGAAAUAGUAAAAUAUCUUGUGGAGCACAAAGCAGACCUGGAAGUAUCAAACCGUCAUGGGCAUACAUGCUUGAUGAUCUCAUGUUACAAAGGCCACAAAGAAAUUGCUCAGUAUUUACUUGAAAAAGGAGCUGAUGUUAACAGAAAAAGUGUUAAAGGAAACACUGCGUUACAUGACUGUGCAGAAUCUGGAAGUUUGGAGAUCAUGAAGAUGCUUCUCAAGUAUUGUGCUAAAAUGGAAAAGGAUGGUUAUGGAAUGACUCCCCUUCUGUCAGCUAGUGUGACGGGCCACACAAACAUCGUGGACUUUUUGACCCAGCAUGUACAGACCAGUAAGGCUGAGCGCAUAAAUGCCCUGGAACUUCUAGGAGCAACAUUUGUGGACAAAAAGAGAGAUCUGCUUGGUGCUUUGAAAUACUGGAAGCGAGCUAUGGAAAUGAGAUACAGUGAUAGGACUAAUAUCCUGAGCAAACCUGUGCCACAAACACUAAUUAUGGCAUAUGAUUAUGCUAAAGAGGUAAACAGCUCAGAAGAGCUAGAAAAUCUUAUUGCAGACCCUGAUGAAAUGAGAAUGCAGGCACUAUUAAUUAGAGAACGUAUUCUUGGCCCUUCUCACCCAGAUACAUCCUACUAUAUUAGGUACAGAGGUGCUGUCUAUGCAGACUCUGGAAACUUCAAGCGUUGCAUCAACUUAUGGAAAUAUGCUUUGGACAUGCAGCAGAACAAUCUUGAUCCACUGAGCCCUAUGACAGCCAGCAGUUUACUAUCAUUUGCUGAACUUUUCUCCUUCAUGCUGCAGGAUAGGGCAAAAGGCCUGCUAGGCACUACUGUCACAUUUGAUGAUCUCAUGGGUAUACUGUGCAAAAGCGUUCUUGAAAUAGAACGGGCCAUGAAACAAACCCAGUGUCCUCCUGAUCCAAUACAGCUGAACAAAGCCCUUUCCAUCAUUUUGCAUUUAAUUUGCUUGUUGGAGAAAGUACCUUGCAGCUCAGAACAGGAGCAUUUUAAGAAACAGACUAUUUACAGGUUUCUUAAGCUUCAGCCUAGGGGGAAGAAUAACUUCAGUCCACUUCACCUUGCUGUUGACAAUAAUACUACAUGUGUGGGUCGCUACCCAGUUUGUAAAUUUCCCUCUCUACAAGUUACUGCUAUCCUGGUGGAAUGUGGUGCUGAUGUAAAUGUCAGAGACUCUGAUAACAACAGUCCAUUACACAUUGCUGCACUGAACAACCAUCCAGACAUCAUGAAUCUUCUUAUCAAGUCAGGUUCACACUUUGAUGCCACAAACUCGCAUAAACAAACUGCUAGUGAUUUGCUGGAUGAGAAGGAAAUAGCAAAAAAUUUAAUUCAGCCCAUAAAUCAUACUACGUUGCAGUGUCUUGCUGCUCGUGUAAUAGUGAAUCAUAACAUAGACUAUGCAGGGCACAUCCCUGAAAAACUAGAGAACUUUGUUUUGCUCCAUAGAUGAUAGUGUGGAGUCCCAGAGUACUGUUUUUGAAGCACGACUUGGUGACGGUAUUUUUCUUGAGCACUGUUGUGAUACACCAGCGUUUCCUUAGCUUGCUCCAUCUUGCUCUCAUUGGCUAAAGCGUUGUUAGCAUCAAAUCUGCAGAGUUGGUUACCCAGUAUUUAAUAUGAAUAUUCCAUAUAAUAUAUUUUGUGGAUUAUUUAGAAAUGUAAUGCCAUAUUUAGACUCUUAAAAUUGUCUGCCAAAGGCUUGUCUAUUUUGGUCUUAUUUGCCUGUUGGGUGUUUGGGACUGAGUUGAGUGUUUUCCACUGAUGUCUUUUUGCUAUAACUGUUAUGUGGAUUUUAUACAGUUGGAAGGUCAUCUUUUCUUUUUUUUUGGUUUUGCUUGAGCAUUUCUACUCUUAACUCUGUUCUUUUUCUAUGGACUCAUUGCUAAACUGUAUGAGUUGUAUGGACUUGUUAACAUUUGCAACUACCAUAAGUGCUUUUAUCUUCUCUAUGCACUGGCUUAAACAUGACUGUUGUGUGUGAGCAUAUUUCUAUGCAGCACUUGGCCAAUUUCAACUUAAAUGCAAAUUUUGUUUCGCAGUUUGUUUGGAGCUCUUUGGAGAAUGCUGUCUUCAUAGCAUGAUGAAUUUUGGAGUUACUUAUCAGCUCUCCAAACUUAGGUUUGACUUUUUUGACUGCUGUAACUGAGUUUGCUUUCCUUUUGAUCCUCUGGAAAUUUGUCCUAAAUUUGGGAGAAGAAAACCUUGCUUUUUCUCAUCGCAGUCCACUUGAACUUUAAAUCUGAAAAUCGUUUUAUUGCAUCGUGCAGUUAGGGGAAGAGUCCUCAUUACGUACAACUGGCACCUUCCCCUUUGCACUAAUGUGUUGCUUGUGCUGGUUAUGUGACUAGAUGUGAAGUUUGCUCAAAGUUGAACCUCAAACUUAAUGAUACACUUUAACGAGAAAUAGAUCAAAUGUAUGCUGUAGUUUUAAAUUUACAAAUCAACUUUAGCUACAAAAGAAACUAAAGCAUGUUGGUGGCAUGAUGCUUAUCAGUCCAGAUCUAGACAUCAUCUAAUAUAGUAAGUGGCUGUGUGCCAGGGUAUUGAAAGUUCUAUAGCAGUGUCCUUUUUUCUUCAUUUUAAGUAUCUUUCUAAAUACUUGCAUGGAUUUUUCAUCUCUACUAUGUCAGCUAUACUUAACAAAAAGCGGAAGUUCUGUUGUGUAUAUAGCUCCUAAUUAAAGUACCUAUUUUUAUAAUAUUUGCACAACAGCUUAGCUUUUACAACAGAAAGGGCUCUUUUGACUUGAUAAGAAAUCUGUAAAUGAAGAUCAUAAAUGUGAGUGCGAUUCAGGUAAUUAAUAUAAUUCAGCACUUUACUGUUGAUUAAUAGUAGAAUUUAUUAUGGCACAUUAGCCCUGCAAAUGUCUUAAAGUGAAAUUCACUUCUGUUGGAUAGAAUACAGUUUACUUACAAGUUUAGUGGUCUAGCUUACUGGAAAUUUUUGACUUGAUGUUUCAUUUCAGUGGUGGGCAGUAAGCGUACCUAUGGGGCUCUUGCUGCAGAAAGUCAACAAGUUGAUUUAGGCCUUUGUCAGUGAUAGAGAUAUUUAGAAGCCAAAUUAAUUAGAUAAAGGU